This is a messenger RNA of Microthlaspi erraticum, 669 nucleotides long. NCBI's taxonomy places the organism in Eukaryota, Viridiplantae, Streptophyta, Magnoliopsida, Brassicales, Brassicaceae. The record is from the annotation of a GenBank genome assembly.
AUGAAUUCGUUCAUCGGCGACUCUAAUGGUUCGCUGGAUCCUUCCUUUGAAACCAUAGUUACACUUGAGCAAGAUCCACCAGCUCCUCAAGCUGCAUAUCAUCCUAACUCCAACAUGGCUGAGCAAGUAUUCAACAUAACGGAGGUUUCACCUGCUUGGGAUUAUUCCUCUGAGAAAACAAAGACAACUUUCUUCACGAUGCCGCCUCACAAUAUUCAAGACAAUUAUCAAGAAUAUUCAGAUUCCGAUGUGUUGGAACGUUCGAAACACCAGUGGCUAAACUAUGAGGAUGUGGGAGAAGUUUUAAGAUCAGUGGAGGAUCUUACGGUAUCUGUAUCCCAUGUCCCUGUGGAAAAGUUCACAGAAGGUCUGUUUCUGUACAACAGAUGGAGUGUUACCGAUACUGUUUUGUGGGAAGGAGAUAUUAAAAAGACCAAGGACAACACUCCCUUACGGUACACAAGCUCUAGUGUGGAUUUGGAGCCUAUACAGCAUGGUAUCAAAAGCACAUAUCACAGAAGAGUGUAUAAACAUCCUGAGUUUCCAGAUUAUAUCUUGGCACAUUACCAACUGAGGCAUUUCUCAGCUGAUGCUGAACCCGAGGACUCUGGAGAUGAUAGUCAAAACUCAGGUUACACGGAAGAAGAUCCUAUUGCCCCUGAAGUUUAA